AUGACCCGUAGCCAGUCGGGAGGUUUACUGCCGUUGAAUCCAGAGAUUGACCGCACCUGUCGCCAACUCAGGAGACAACAGCGAGCUAGACUGGCUACGGAAGAGCGCAUAGACGGCCACCUGAGCAGCGAUUCUGAGGAAGAGCACGGGAUGGACAGAGAAUACAAUCCACACCAAGGGAAUCCUCAGCAAGCUCCCCCGGGGAAUCAGGUCCUGGGGAACAACCCCAUACCCCAGGAUCAUGGGGUUCAUCAUCCACCGCCGCCGGGUCCCACCUUGGAGUACUACUACACUCCACGGAUUGCUGACAUCCGCCCGGUCAUCCUCUACCCGCAUAUCCUAGCAAAUAACUUCGAGAUCAAGCCAUGCUGGAUUCAGCUCAUUACAUCCUCUAUCCAGUUCCAUGUCUUGAAGGAUGAGGAGGCCAGGGUACAUCUUUCCCGUUUUCUGCAGCUGCCGAACGGGUUCAAGCUGAAUGGUGUCCCCGAUGAUGCAAUGCGCCUUCACCUGUUCCCUCAUUCUCUGGCGGGGAAUGCUAAGAGGUGGUUGGAGACCCAUCCCCCAUUGUCCAUCACCUCUUGGGACGAUCUGGUUGACAAAUUCGUGCACAGGUACUAUCCGGCAUCGAAGACUACAGAGAUUCAGCGAGAGAUCACUCACUUCCGCCAAGAGCCAGAUGAGUCACUUCGUGAUGCAUGGGAGCGAUACAUGGGAUAUUUCUGGCAGUAUCCCCAUCAUGGCUUCAGUGAUGCAUUCACAGUGGGGAACUUCUACAGUGCUCUCUCUCCAGAUAGCCAGAGGGUGAUUGAGUCUCUAUGCCCAGGAGGGGAUAUUCUUACUAAGACUCCACCCGAGCUGAACCAGAUGAUCAGUACUUUGGCUGCCAGAGAUCAUUCUUGGGGACAGGGUAGCCGAGGCAGACAGUCCCUGGACCGUGGUGUGCACGCCAUGGAGACCAGAUCCGGGCUCGAGCAGCAGGUAGCUGAGCUAGUGCAGAUAUUGAAGCAGCCCAACAGUCUUAUUUCGGGCAGAGGUUUGGCUACACCUCCAGUAGCUCAAUGUCAGUGGUGCGAGAGCUCCAAUCACCUAGUGGAGGACUGCCAGGCUAUGAGGGAGUCUACCACUCCCCAAGAGCAGUUGGACUUCAUCGCCAAUGCUCGGCGCCUCGACCCUUACAGCAACACAUAUAAUGAGGGGUGGCGCCAGCAUCCCAACGUCGCCUGGAGCAGCAACACCACUAAACCACCUGGUUUCCCAGCACCAACAGGUGGUUUUCAGCAGUGUCAACCCUUCCAGGCUCGACAGGCAGCAGCCCUACCAGCCUAG
Messenger RNA from Linum trigynum, 1326 nucleotides. The record is from the annotation of a GenBank genome assembly. Lineage: Eukaryota; Viridiplantae; Streptophyta; Magnoliopsida; Malpighiales; Linaceae.